UUCAAGGGGAAAUACCCAAAGUUAUGUUUAUAUUUAUUUUUGUAUCAUUGCAAUUCUUUUGUGAAAGAUAAUUCAAUAAACAUGUCAUAUCGCACACGUAAAACAAAUAUUGGAUUGUUUAAAGAUGUCUCCUCCGGUUACGUUCUGUCUCUUUGUUUCACUGCUACUUCCGGCAUCAGCGGUAGCGGAAGAGUGUCCAGUACAACAGGAAAACGACCAAAAUACACCACCGCUGUUCGCAAGAGGUGGAAAGCCGCUUGCGAGAGAUAUCAGGACCAUGGUGGUACAUAAUGAUCUCAAGGAUCGAUGCAUCGUCAACACUUCACAAAUCGUAACAAAUCUUACGAGAGUUAAUCAAGCUGAAAAUACAGUGAUUUAUCUGAUAUGUGUAUUUCCAACACCAAUUGUCAUCCGACCUGAUCUUGAUCCGGAAUUUGUACCCGAAAGAGAAGUGUAUAUGCUUCAAAUUAUAGGCUGCUCUUUUGACAAAUCCAGCAUUUUCGCUAUUACAUCUUUAGCUGAGUUUAAGACUUUUGUAUUCAUAGGUUCUCUUAUUAAAGGGGGUUUCACCACUUUACGGGAUUUUCGAAGCGAAAGUUUAAAAAGUGUUUUUUCUUUUUUGCAUGUAAAUAUUGGAUCUUCAAAUGAAAGUAUAUGGACAUUAUUUGAUGAAAGAGAUGCCUUUGAAAACAUGGGGGAGAUUUCUAUUACCAAUUCACACUGGCUUGAUUUACCAGAAAAUAUAUCGUCCAUUUUUCCAAACCUUCAAACGCUAGACUUGCCAAACAAUGGACUUCAAGUUCCACAUUCAAACUUUCCUUGGACACAGGAAUUGCUUUAUCUACCAAAUAACCUGACGAGAACUGGCUUUAUGCACCAUAACUAUGCCGAAUCAGAAUCACUCAGUAUACCAAAUGAUAUAUUCCGAAGGUCUAUGGACAUGAGAGAGAAUAAUAUUACCGAUCUAAGUAUGUUUGAAUUUCAUGGAUUGAUACAUAUGAUCUCAUUACGAAACAACAGUCUUCGCUCUCUUGGAAAAAACACCUUUUCGAAUAUAUCAGGGAUUCAAACCUUGGAUCUAAGUGUUAACAAUUUACGCAGUUUACCAAUUGGAGUUUUUCGUGGACUUUCUGAGCUUCGGUUGCUAGACUUGAGCUUAAACGAAUUAUCGGUUGUUUCAGGGGAUGAUUUUACAGAUUUAACGUCUCUACUUCGCUUGAACUUAGCAAAUAACAAGAUAAAAUGCAUUGACAAUGGCUCAUUUAGCAGUCUCCAGGAACUACUGAUUUUGGACUUGACGGCUAACAGUAUACAAACAUUAAGUGAACAAUCUUUCCCAUUGGAAUCAGUUAGUCUAAAAGAGAUUUACGUAGAUGAAAAUCCGAUCAAAGUUUUACCAUCUUUUAUAUUUUAUGUACGUGGUCUAAAAGUUGCCAGUUUUGAACACACUCAUAUCGCAUUCGAGAAUUUUACUGACUAUUUACUUAACAUCGACAUGAAUAGAGUAUUGAUGAGUGUUGUUAAAUCAGCAAGCAGUCCUGACCUUUCAAAUGUUUUUCACCAAUCAAAGGUCCCAUGCUUGGUAAACUUGGGGCAUAGCAACAUUACAAACUUGGGCUUUCAAAUUGAUCAGAAAAAUAUGACGUUGAAUACAUCAUUGCUUCUGUUAUUGCUUCAUUUUAAAUGGGAGUUCACAGCUAAUCCGAUCAGAUGUAACUGUCGCAUUAACCCACUUGUAUCAUUCGUGAUUGCAUUUAUCAAGAACAACAGUAUUGUAAAUGAAAAAGAAUUAUUUGGAAGCUGGAUUUGUCAGUCACCUGAGGAAUUGUAUCAGAAAAAUAUUUUGGAAAUUGAAAUGAAUCAGACAUUUUGCGCUUUAAAUGAAUCGACGUGUCCAUCUCCUUGUAAAUGUUACGAAAGAACGUUAACUGGCAAUAUAAUUGUGAACUGUAUAAACUAUCAUUUGAAACAUAUUCCUGCCAACAUGCCACUUGGAAGUCUAGAGCUGAAACUCUGUAAUAAUAACAUAACCCAUAUUGCAAAUAUGGCUUACCUUGAAAGGGUAAAGAUAUUCGACAUAAGUCAUAAUUAUUUAAAAAGCAUUGAUCCUAGUGUAUUUCAAACUAUGGGUAAGCUAGAAACUCUAAACUUAAGAUCCAAUCAUCUCAUACGGCUACCACAAACGAUGGUCAGUCUUGGCGCCAAAUCCAUUAUGCUAUCAGGCAACCCUUAUGAUUGCGAUUGCCAUGCUGUCUGGAUGAAGAAUUGGAUUGAAACGAACAAGAAUAUUGUUACAGAUUGGGACCUUGUAACGUGUAAUACUUUACAAAACGACGGGAAUAUGGUAGUGAAAGUCAGUAAAGCCGAGUUUAUUUGUAAAGAUAGUUCGAUAAACGACUUUAAUGAGAUUAAACACGUUGUAUUGCCUUCAGUUGCAACAUUUGUAACAGUGUGUGCCGUAAUAAUAGCAAUUGCACUGAUUUAUUCAUUUCGCAUUGAAAUUAAAGUGUUGAUGUUCAUACACUGGGGACUACGUCCACUUGAUAACGAUACUGGAAAUAAUGCUGAAGAAAUAGAUUGUGUCGUUGUUCACAAUAGUUCUGACAGUGAUUGGGUUCUAGAAAAAGUCGUUAAACCAUUAGAACAUUGCAGAAGCAACUACACUGUCGUCGAUUCGGACAGAGACUUCAUUGUUGGAUAUUCUUUCCAGCAAAACGUGAGGAAUCUUGUUGUGCGCAGUAAACGAAUGAUAAUAAUUGUUACCGGUAAUUCGAUGCCUGAAAACAUUGCCAUGUCUUGGUCAAUUGCUCAAGAGAAGAUAAAAAGCACAAAAUCUAGUUACGGAAUUAUUGUUACACAUGAUAUGCAGAAACAUAACAUAGAAGACAAAGAUAUUAAAUCGUACUUAAAGCACGGACGUUAUGUCGACUCUAAGGAGCGUCUUUUUACAAAUAAACUUCUUUAUUAUAUGCCUGGUAAAUGUGUGAACCAGGAAUAUCACAACAACACCAAAGUAAGUAAAAGUGCAUCAGAUUCGGGUAUACCUUUCGGAGGAUCGAUAUUUAAUUGUACGAGUUCUGUAUCGUACGCGACAAGUAAUUCCUCUUUGACCAUUGAGUGUGCUGAAAGCGAUGAAUUGGUCAUUACUUGUACAACGGAUCUAUUCAUAACAUACCACGACACAGAUAUGGACUUUGCAAGACACGGGCUUUUACCCUUGUUUGAAGCAAAAAACUAUGAUGUGUGCUUUCCAGACAGAGAUUUUCUUCCUGGGCCAUCACGAGAGGAAAAUAUUCUCAAUUCCAUUUCAUCCUCCAAACACACAGUGUUGGUUUUAUCGUCUUUGUACAUGAUAGAUGAAUGGUGUUUGUUCACAUUCAGAGCAGCAUAUGAAAAAUCUCUUCGCAAAACAUCUAAUCAUUUAAUUGUAGUGAUCAGAAACGAUGUUGAUAUAAGCAACGAUAUUCCGGACAACGAAAUCAAACAUUAUAUCAGGAGUUAUGUUUGUCUGAAGGAAAAUCAUAAAUGGUUCGAAAAGAAGUUACUGCAUUGUGUUGAAUAUUCACAUUCUUCACAAUCACGUGGUUUAUUGCCUAAACAGAGUUUAGUUACAGAACUUUAAGUGAAAGAUGUAUUGUUCAUGACAUAGUGUUAUAUGACUAUGGUAUUCUUGCAUUGCAAAAUUAUUGUGGUAUAUCCUGACUCCGUUCCUUUAUUUUUCUGAUACAUGUUUAGCGGCCUAAUAAGGUUGCAUGUUUGGAGGAAGUGUUUACAAAGACGAUCCUCUAGUUUGUUGAUAGUCCAGGUGAAUGUACUUUGCAGCAUCUCGGUAUAUAUAAAACCUUUUAACUAGACUUGCAGUCUGUCCACAUUUCGGAAUAUGACAUUGCCAAGUGGAUGUCUCAUCAUUUGGAACGUGAGACCCUUUAAAGCCUAAGUUAACAUUCGCUUGCUGCUGAAAACUUUGUAAAUCGCACCUGAUUUAAUGGGACUGUACUCCGUAUGAUGAAAUAGCAAAAAAGACAAUUGUCGAAAACUGACAUAAACUUGGUAUCAAUGUGCACAAUGCAUUGAAACUUACUUACUGAAGUACCACAUAGUUUACACUUAUUUUUUUUCGACGUUUUUUAGUAUUUUUAGUCUACCUAGUAUAAUUCAGUUCUUUUGCGUGAUUGACUAGUCGAUGUUAUCACGUGAUAUUACCAAGUUAGGAUUACAGCUUAAAUAUUCCAACUGUAUAGUGUAAGUCUUCGUAGUACAGUGGAUACAACACUGGACUGCAAUUUUGGCGACACCGAUUCGAACCCGGUGUCCGACUCGAUUUUUUUUUUUACAUUUUGGCAUUUUUUUAUCAUUAUACUAUCAAAGAGUAAAACAUUUUAUUAAAUAAUUGUCCUGAAAUUCGUUACAGAAAAGACUUUUUGUUUGCCAAUCUGGUGUACAGUCCCUUUAAUAUCUCCUGAUCAAAGCAACACUACUGUGAGGACUACAACAUUCAUGUCGUUUAAUUGUAUUAUUUCCCAUUUCUCAUACACCACACUACAAACAGCAGCAUUUCCUGGCCGUUAAUUUGGUGAAAUUAAAUUCCUCUUUAGCACAGAGAUAUUUACAAUGUUUACAACCAAUUGUUAAA
This is a messenger RNA of Mya arenaria, 4633 nucleotides long. Its product is annotated as protein toll-like. The record is from RefSeq and is a predicted model, not a curated record. Gene Ontology annotation, molecular function: protein binding. The coding region runs from base 125 to 3622 and encodes 1165 amino acids. Lineage: Eukaryota; Metazoa; Mollusca; Bivalvia; Myida; Myidae. The transcript is spliced from 3 exons. Gene Ontology annotation, biological process: signal transduction.